AUGUUCACGGACAUUCUACGCCAACUUGCAUUUUUGCUAAUUGCAGAAAUGGAUGAAUCAUUGGCUGUACAGUACUGUUAUCCUUUACAUAAUGCAUCAUGUACCAAAUCUGUUAGAUCCACAUAUGAGUAUGUUUUAAUGUAUUUGACCUUUUCUGUAAUGUCAGCAGUCACAGUGUUUGUAAAUUUGCUGGUGAUCAUCUCCAUUUCUCAUUUUAAGCAACUUCACACUCCAACAAACCUGCUCAUCCUUUCUCUUGCGGUGGCAGACUUUUUGGUCGGACUUAUUGUAAUACCAGUAGAGGCUAUACAACUGACAGAGACAUGUUGGUAUUUUGGACAAGAAUUUUGUUUCAUCUUCCAGUGUAUUGUCUAUACUUUGCUUUCGUCCUCACUUGGCCAUUUAGUGCUCAUUGCUGUUGAUCGAUACGCAGCUGUGUUUGACCCUUUGCUUUAUAGUCAGAGAAUAACUGUAAACAAGACAUGUAUAUCUACAUGUCUGAUUUGGUCAUGUUCAGUGCUGUACAACCUGUUAUUGCUUUACUGUAACAGGAGUGUUAACUUUUCUUUGGAUGACACUUUUUGCCACGGGCAAUGUUUUCUUUACAUUAGUUUUGAAUGGGGGAUAUUUGAUCUCAUAAUCUCUUUCAUUGCCCCUUGUGCAGUGAUGAUUACUUUAUAUUUGCGAAUUUUCCAGGUGGCAACUUAUCAAGCCAGCAUCAUUAACUCAAUAUCUGCCGGCGUUGGUUGCGUAGAUGACAACAAAGUGCCAAGGAAGGCAGAGGGCAAAGCAGCCAAAACACUGGGAAUUGUUGUCACCGUUUACUUGCUCUGCUGGAUACCUUAUUAUCUCUGUCUGCUCACUGCAGAUGCCAGUGAGGCCUCAGCAUUUACCAUUACACUUCUCACAUGGAUCCUUUAUGCAAAUUCUUGUAUGAACCCUCUCAUAUAUGCUUUGUUUUACACUUGGUUUAAAACAGCUGUAAGACACAUAUUGACACUGAAGAUACUUGAAUCCUCUUCAUCGUUUAUAAAUUUGCUGUCAGAAAGUGACUUAUCGUGA
This is a messenger RNA of Sardina pilchardus (European sardine), 1062 nucleotides long. Its product is annotated as trace amine-associated receptor 13c-like. Gene Ontology annotation, molecular function: trace-amine receptor activity. The transcript has 3 exons. Gene Ontology annotation, biological process: G protein-coupled receptor signaling pathway. NCBI's taxonomy places the organism in Eukaryota, Metazoa, Chordata, Actinopteri, Clupeiformes, Clupeidae. The record is from RefSeq and is a predicted model, not a curated record. Gene Ontology annotation, cellular component: membrane. Bases 1 to 1062 code for a protein of 353 amino acids.